Molecule: messenger RNA, 3911 nt
Organism: Myotis davidii
Lineage: Eukaryota; Metazoa; Chordata; Mammalia; Chiroptera; Vespertilionidae
Gene: CDC14B
Product: cell division cycle 14B
Exons: 14
Coding region: 559-1893 (444 amino acids)
Biological process (GO): microtubule cytoskeleton organization; regulation of exit from mitosis; cilium assembly
Cellular component (GO): centrosome; spindle pole; nucleolus
Molecular function (GO): protein serine/threonine phosphatase activity; protein tyrosine/serine/threonine phosphatase activity
Source: RefSeq, a predicted model, not a curated record
GGGGAGGCCCAUUGCUGGCCAGGAGGUGCCCUCGGCUUUCCGGGCCGGCCGGGGCCAGCGCUGUCUCCAGGGCGUGGGUGGCCUUCCCGGACGCCCAGCCCCUCGCGCGCUCUUGCUUUGGGGUGACUGUGAACAGACCUGUGCCGUGGGAAGCCCCUGGCUGGCAGGUGACCUGCGUCUCCACCCAAGGGAGCAGAAUCUGUGGUCACUGCGCGGGGAUCAAGGGUCAUUUGUGGUUGGCAAAGAGUAAGCCCGUCACCCUUCUGAGUGUUUGCGGUUGCAAGACAUUUUAGCUGAGCAGUUUACAAGGAAAUAAAUACAGCCAUUGCGUGAGUUGAAUCGCUGACAAUUACCAUUUGGGCAAAGGAUGCCAGCUGGCGUCCUUUUUUCUUACUAUUUUAAAGGCUGGACUUGAUUUUGCUACAAUUUAAGUAUCGCCUUUGUUUUGCCAUUCUCUGCAGCAGACCAAAGAGUUCAUCAAAUGUACAUUAUUUCACCAUAGAUAAUGAACUUGAAUAUGAGAACUUCUACGCAGAUUUUGGACCACUCAAUCUGGCAAUGCUUUACAGAUAUUGUUGCAAGAUAAAUAAGAAAUUAAAGUCCAUUACAAUGAUAAGGAAGAAAAUUGUUCAUUUUACUGGCCCUGAUCAGAAAAAACAAGCAAAUGCUGCUUUCCUUAUUGGAUGCUACAUGGUUAUAUAUUUGGGGAGAACUCCAGAAGAAGCAUAUUCAAUAUUAAUGCUCGGCGAUACAACCUACAUUCCUUUCAGAGACGCUGCCUAUGGGAGCUGCAAUUUCUUCAUUACCCUUCUGGACUGUUUCCACGCGGUGAAGAAGGCAAUGCAGUAUGGCUUCUUUAAUUUCAACUCAUUCAGACUUGAUGAAUAUGAACACUAUGAAAAAGCAGAAAACGGAGAUUUAAACUGGAUAAUACCAGGCCGAUUCAUUGCCUUCUGUGGACCUUCUUCAAAAACCAGACUUGAAAAUGGUUACUACCAACAUUCUCCUGAGGCUUACAUUCCCUAUUUUAAGAAUCACAACGUUACUACCAUUAUCCGUCUGAAUAAAAGGAUGUAUAAUGCCAAACAAUUUACGAAUGCUGGUUUCGAUCACUAUGAUCUUUUCUUUGCGGAUGGCAGCACCCCUACCGAUGCGAUCAUCAAAGAAUUUCUGGAUAUAUGUGAAAGUGCCGAGGGCGCCAUUGCAGUGCAUUGUAAAGCUGGCCUUGGACGAACGGGCACCCUCAUAGCCUGCUACAUCAUGAAGCAUUACAGGAUGACCGCGGCCGAGGCCAUCGCCUGGAUCAGGAUCUGCAGGCCGGGCUCCGUGAUCGGGCCUCAGCAGCAGUUCCUGGUGACGAAACAGUCAAGCCUCUGGUUGGAAGGAGACUAUUUCCGUCAAAAGCUAAGGGGUCAGGAGAACGGCAAACACAGAGCAGCCGUCUCAAAGCUCCUCUUGGCCGUGGACGACAUUUCACUCCAUGGGCCCAGGCAUCACGACAAGCAAGAACCUGAGCUGUACAGCGAUGACGACGAAAGCUACGGCGUGACGCAAGGAGAUAGACUCCGGGCCCUGAAAAGCAGAAGACAGUCAAAAACUAGCGCGGUGCCCCUCACAGUAAUUCUUCAGUCCAGUGUUCAGAGCUGUAACACAUCUGAACCUAGCAUUUCUGGCAGUGCAGGCAUUGCUAAGAGAACGACCAGAUCUGCUUCAAGGAAAAGCAGUUUUAAAAGCCUGGUUCCUCAGAGGGAAAGAAGGAAAAGGAGUGCUUUGCAGCAAAUGCCCCUAAUGGCAUUAUGGUACUCUCAUUGCUCCGCUGCCUCUGCCUCUGCCCCACCCCCUCUUAUUGUGUUUUUAUUGUUUUGUUUUUCUUUUUAUUUUUUGCAGAACUGAACCUUUUUCUGCUUUGCCUUUCUCUCCUGUUUGUCUUUAUGGUUGGUAUUGUACUGUCUUCCAAAGUAUUUGUCAUUAAAGAAUUACACAAAGUGUGUACUUUUUAGCAUGUCAGUAUUUUUUAUUACGUGGCCUUCCUUGUCUUUAAUAACUGCCUGUGCGACACUUGAGAACCUUCAUGGUAAAGUCCUUUUCUCUCUCCCGUAGUCCCCCCAUUUCGAGGACUAAGACAGUGUUGCGUUAAGUAGAAACCUGUGACCAGAACUGAAGGAAGACUGGGAACAGAACCACAUCAGGACUUAGCACAAUUUAUUUGGAAACUAAACAAAAUUGCAAAAGCCUUAGCUGCUUUCCACCUAAGAAGCUGGUUCAGUGAAGAAACUGCCCCCUGGAGUUUAAAUCGCUGCCCGGGCUUGGGAACAAGUGGGACUGGAGGACGGUCGGCUCGCCGUUCGUUCGUAGCCGCGCCCACGUCGAGCAGCUGCUGCACACGUCGUCUCAGGUGUAAGCGCCAGGGCCGCGCGGCGGGAGCUGGCGCUGGUGCGUGUGUCCCUGUGGUGGCAGCGCUCGCUGCUGGCCUCGGAGGACAGGUCUGCCGGAGGCCUUUCGCCUGUUUAUUUUCUGUUCGCCCUGUGCCCGAAUGUACAGAGAUGGAGCAGGCCUUGCUGAAACGGUCCUCGAUGAUGGAUUCUGUUUGGUGUCAUCCUCUUCACCCUAAUGCUUGUGACACUGUAACGUGGCCUGGUAAGCCCCGAGCUGCUCGCGUUCCACCAGAGUGCUUUAUCCCGGGGGCCGUGUGAGCUCUGCGUGCGGACACGUGGGCGCCGUGACCUCGCACCUGCAGGCGCCUGGGCAGCAGCCACAGACUCGGGAGGGGAAGCUGGCCUCGGCCGGCGGACGUGGAGUCAUGCCUUUGGUGUUAUUUGGGGAAGGAAGAAUUCCAAGGCUGCCCACUAUUUGGUUGCCGAGUCAUACAAAUUAAAACCGUAUUUCCUUCAGAGCAUGAAAAACCCACACUUCUCCUUGGAAACAGUGAUCCCACAUACUGGGCGCUUAAAGAAGCUGACUGUUUUAUUAGGGCCUUUCUCUGUAGCAUGAUGGAUUUCAGCGACAGUAUUCACAUCUGGAUUUCAGUUUGUACUAAGACCCUCACUGUGGCCUUCGGUUAGGGAAUCAGCUCUGCAGAGUGCCUUCUCUCCUCCCCCCUGCAGCAGCGCAGCGGAGUCUGAUGCAAAGCAAUCACACACAAAAAAGUUUAUUUGCUGCUAAAAUAUAAAUAUGGCCCAAAAUAAGAGAAUAUUUUUCAAAAUAUUUUGAAGUGAAUGGUUUUAGUUCCUGUUAGCCAAUGUCGGCCUCUCCUGGUGUGGGGGGUGGGGAUACAGUCCUGAAAGGGAAUGCCUUCACCUUGCGAGAUGAAUGAGUCAGGUCAGUAGGCAGUUCCAUUUUUGAAGCUGCCUUUUAAACAGAAGGAUGAGGACUAAGAAGUAGUUGGUAGAAAUAAAGUCUGUGAAUGCACAAGUAGCCGGAGGCCUUGCUCCAUUUGGUAUUUCCUCUCAGAGUAAUUGGGGGGGUCGACUGGCUUUGAGGGGACAUGGGAGAUGCCGUUGUUUUGGCCAAACAAGCAGUUCUUCCCCAUCAGGCGCUGCGGGGGCUGCCCACGCCUGCAUUUACACACCAGGGGACUAGAUCUCAGAAAAAUGGAGGGGUUUUGCCCCUGGAAGUUCAUAGACAGACUCCCCUGGUGGGAGACGGCUUCCCAGUGAGCUCUGGGUGGGAGAAGCAGUGUUCCACUGCUGCCUGGUGCUGGGAGACAAUGCUAGGUUUCAGCCCGCCCAGCAGAAGCACUGCAUUCUCAGGGCAGCUCUUCGUCCCUUCAUACUUUUAAAGGCCGCCUCCUGCAUAAUCGUCCAGGCAGUUGUGAAAAUCAAAUUCCCAGCUGAACCGUGCCUGGCUUGGCUUUUCAUUACUUCAGAACAAGUCAGUGUGCUGCCUCCUCAGAGAGGAAGCCAUUUGGUGUC